AUGAGACGACGCUUUAUGACGUGGUACGUCGCCAAACGGGAGAAACACAACAGUAUUCCGGAGCCUCCGACCCUUCCAAAUCCGCGACCUCACAUUUUAACGCCGUCGCCUUCAACGGAAGCCUUGUCUCAAUCAUGUCGUGCCGCAUCGUUUUUCCAGAUACUUCCAUAUGAGGUCCGAAGGCAAAUCCUAAUUGAGGCAUUUGGCGAUCGAACAAUUCACAUGGACCUCACCUAUGGCCACCCACCAAUGCCAGGCAACAAGGAAGCACACGCGAUGAUCCAGGAAUGGAGGUUAGGCCUGGACAAGAGCCGACCAAAGUCUUGGUCCUGGAGAGGCUGCACAUGUCAUCGCAAGCCUCCGCCUUGGCACCCGGCUAUCGCGACAGAGUCUUAUAGUACGAGAGCAGUUGAUAAGGAUAGAUGUUGCGUGGGGCUCGCACACUGCUGCGACAUGUGGGCUAAGAACGGCAAAGAGCUCUAUGGGUGUUGGAUCGGCGCUCUGGGAUGGCUUCAAACGUGCCGACAGGCCUAUACUGAGGGCACCGAUGUCCUGUACAGUACAAACACCAUACAUAUCUCGAGCGCAGCCUUGCUUAUCGACCUUCCAGCAUAUAUCCUCCCACAAAGAUUAUCAGCCAUAACAUCACUGGAAAUCAUCUGGUUUGUUGAAACAGACGUCUGUGUAGGCAAGAAUCUCCCACGCGAAAAGGACCUAAACGCAAUCCUUCUGAUUCUCGACAAUCACUUCCCUAGCCUCAAGAAACUCAACCUAGCCUUGAAGCUUGGUCUGUCUAAAGAUGCAGAAACGCAGUUUAAAUAUCUCUUCGUUAUUCUUGACGAAUUCUUCAUCCGUCACGUCUCUGAUUGCAUGCGAGAACCUUUCGCCGUUUCAGUCUCGUACGCUGCGUACGUUGAAUUGCGACGCGAGAUAGUUCGCGCACAAGGUCAUGAAGGAAAUGUCUUCCACUGGCAGAUAUGGCGCUUCUUUGGUGGUGAGUAUGUUCUGCCGCAGAAGCCAUGGACAGGAGACUAUUUUAAUAGUUCUCCUGGGGCAAGAUGUAACAAUGGGUAUUGGAUUUAUUCUGGCGAGAUCAAUAUUCGCACUGGAGGGGGCAGGAGCUAA
Fusarium oxysporum Fo47 is the source of this 1125-nucleotide messenger RNA. RefSeq lists its product as uncharacterized. The transcript has 2 exons. The coding region runs from base 1 to 1125 and encodes 374 amino acids. Lineage: Eukaryota; Fungi; Ascomycota; Sordariomycetes; Hypocreales; Nectriaceae. The record is from RefSeq and is a predicted model, not a curated record.